This is a messenger RNA of Cololabis saira (Pacific saury), 4615 nucleotides long. RefSeq names its product NADPH oxidase, EF-hand calcium binding domain 5 (gene nox5). The transcript is spliced from 16 exons. Gene Ontology annotation, biological process: defense response; superoxide anion generation. Gene Ontology annotation, cellular component: NADPH oxidase complex; plasma membrane. The record is from RefSeq and is a predicted model, not a curated record. Gene Ontology annotation, molecular function: superoxide-generating NAD(P)H oxidase activity; calcium ion binding. Lineage: Eukaryota; Metazoa; Chordata; Actinopteri; Beloniformes; Belonidae. The coding region runs from base 1 to 2328 and encodes 775 amino acids.
AUGAGUGAGGAUGAAGACACUCGCUGGCUGGAGUGGGUCACCAAACAGUUUGAGACCAUCGCCGGAGAAGAUAAAGAGAUCGACCUUGAUGAGUUUAAAACUGCUCUCAAAGUCAAAGAGUCCUUUUUUGCAGAGCGUUUCUUCACUCUGUUUGACUCAGAUGGCAGUGGAUCUAUCAGUCUGGAUGAGUUGUUCAAAGCGCUGGACCUGGUCAUCCAUGGCAACGAGGCCGACAAGCUCCGCUUCCUUUUCAAGGUCUACGAUGUGGACGGCAGCGGCUCCAUCGAUCCAGACGAGCUGAGAACAGUUUUGAAGUCGUGUAUGCAUGAGAGCGCCAUCACUCUGCCGGAGGAGAAACUGGACGACUUAACGCUGGCGCUGUUCGAGUCGGCUGAUAAAGAUAACAGCGGCUCCAUCACCUUUGAGGAGCUCAAAGCCGAGCUGGAGAGCUUCCCGGAAGUGAUGGAGAACCUCACCAUCAGUGCUGCCAACUGGUUGAAGCCUCCUGAUGUGGAUAAAAAGAAGCAUCAGGCUCCUCGGUACCUCACCAGGGCUUACUGGCAGAACAACAGCCGGAAGCUGCUGUUCUUGUGUGCAUACGGCAUCGUCAACCUGCUGCUCUUCAUCCUAGCCUUGCUGCAGCACAGCUACGGCGGCGGCUGCUUCAUGGUGGCCAAAGCCUGUGGCCAGUGUCUCAACUUCAACUGCACCUUUGUCAUGGUGCUGAUGCUGCGCCGGUGUUUAACGUGGCUGAGGACCACGUGGUUGGCGAAGGUCUUACCUCUGGACCAGAACAUCCUGCUGCACCAGAUUGUUGGUUACGCCAUCUUCUGCUUCACACUGGUGCACACCACUGCACACGUGCUCAACUUUGCUCAGCUGUCCAAGCAGAGCCAGUUCAGUCUCUGGGAGUACCUGCUGACCACACGGCCGGGGAUCGGUUGGGUGAAAGGGACAGCGUCACUGACCGGACUGGCCCUCCAGCUGUUCAUCUGUCUCAUGGUUCUCUGUUCCUGCACAUUCGUACGACGCAGCGGACACUUUGAGGUGUUCUACUGGUCUCACCUGUCUUAUGUGGUGGUCUUGACCCUGCUUAUAAUUCACUGUGCAAACUUCUGGAAGUGGUUCGUGGUUCCAGGUCUGAUCUUCCUGCUGGAGAAGGUUGUAGGAAUUGCAGCGUCUCGUAUGGGAGGUCUUUUCAUUGUGGAAGUGAACGUGCUGCCAUCCAAGGUGACUCAUCUGGUGAUCCGACGUCCUCAGUUUUUCCAGUUUAAACCUGGAGAUUACAUCUACAUCAACAUCCCAGUAAUAGCCAAGUAUGAGUGGCACCCGUUUACCAUCAGCAGCGCUCCGGAGCAAUCAGACACCCUGUGGCUUCAUGUGCGCUCGAUGGGUCAGUGGACCAAUCGGCUGUAUGAGUAUUUCACUCAUCCAGAGAACCAAACAGUUUGUCCCAAGAGACUGGCCACCAGCCUGAGGAAGCGCAGACAGCAGGGGAAGGCCCAGCAGGACGAUUUGUUUAGCUCUGCAGACUCCAACAGAGCCGUGGCAUCCAACAAGGACGAUGCCAUUGAGCUGACAAUGUUCCGUCAGAGCAGCUCACAGACAUCAGAGCUGGCCCCUGCAGAUGACCCGGAGCCUGCAGAGGGAGGAGAGUGUUUUCCACACACAGAGAUUUCUGUCACGUUUGGUGAGAACCACAGGUUCUGCAACAUCAAGUGUUACGUUGAUGGACCGUAUGGGACUUCAACACGGCAGAUCUUCGCGUCUGAACACGCGGUCCUGAUUGGAGCAGGAAUUGGGAUCACUCCUUUUGCUUCCAUUUUGCAAAGCAUCAUGUACCGGUAUCGUAUGAGGAAGCAGAACUGUCCCAGCUGUAACUACUCCUGGUGUGAAAACAUUAAAGACAGCAACAUGUACCUGCGCAAAGUCGACUUCAUCUGGAUCAACAGAGACCAGAGGUCUUUUGAAUGGUUUGUUAGUUUGCUGACCAAAUUGGAGCUGGACCAGGCUGACGAGGAACCAGAGGGUCGCUUCCUGGAGAUGCACAUGUACAUGACAUCAGCUCUCGGUAAGAAUGACAUGAAGGCGAUCGGGCUGCAGAUGGCACUCGACCUUUUGGCCAAGAAAGAGAAGAGAGACUCCAUCACGGGCCUGAGGACCAGAACCCAGCCAGGACGACCCCAGUGGGGGAAGGUGUUUCAGAAGCUGUCACAAGAGAAGAAAGGAAAAGUCCACGUGUUUUAUUGCGGUGCUCCUGCUCUGGCUAAAGUCAUCAAAGCCCAGUGUGAACGCUUCAGUUUCAACUUCUACAAAGAGAACUUCUGAGGACUGAGUCACACCUGCAGCUGCUGCUUCACUGUGUGUGUGUGUGUGUGUGUGUGUGUGUGUGUGUGUGUGUGUGUGUGUGUGUGUGUGUGUGUGUGUGUGUGUGUGUGUGUGUGUGUGUGUGUGUGUGUGUGUGUGUGUGUGUGUGUGUGUGUGUGUGUGUGUGUGUGUGUGUGUGUGUGUGUGUGUGUGUGUGUGUGUGUGUGUGUGUGUGUGCGCACGCACGCGUGUAUGUGUGUGUGUGUGAGAUCCCUCAGUGUUAGACUUAUAUAGGAAAUUCAGCCUUUGUUGUAUCUUUCUUUGUCUUUUUGGAAGCAGAAGUGAACAUCUUUAGGGUCAGAGAGAAUCUGUGAUCAGGGAAUUUUUGAAGGAAUCACAGAAAAUACUUAUGGGAUGGGUCGAGAACAAAUACAUUUAACGUCCCUACAUCUUUUUUUGUUCUUUUUGAAUGGUUAAGGUUGUGUUGUACAAAACAGGGCUGGUUAGCGCACACUUAAACUAAACAGGCACAUGAAAUAAACCUUUUAUUUACUUCUUUUUUUAACAGGAAUAACGUGUCACACUUUUCACAGAUAUUUACAAAAAAAAAUGCUCUAACACUGGCAUGUCAGUCCAACUGGACCAACAGCAGUCUGACCAGCACUGAUCCAGCUGUACCCUCCUAUGUGAUUUCUUGCUUAUGUUGUUCUCUCAGAUGUAAGUCGCUUUGGAUAAAAGCGUCUGCUAAAUGACGGUGGUGGUGGUGAAAAUUCAGAAAAGCAAGUUCAUAGGCUACUUUCUAUACUUUCUUCUAUGUUAAGCUAAACUAUAUAAAAGCCAAGUUGGCCAGAUACUGGUCCAGCUUUCUUUCUGCAGUGCAUGCUGGGAGUGCGUUGAUGAGUUCGACAGGGAGAGUGGAAGAGUUGUUUCUAACUUUUUCUUCAUGUUCUGUUUUAUAAUACUCCUUAUUUACACCGAUUCUUCUGAGUUUUUGUUUUGUUUGCGGGGUUGGUGUCUUUAGGGGCACCGCCCCUCUCUUUGAGGAUUCGGAUUCAGUCUGAUCCAUAAAUCCCGGUUGACAGUUCUCCUGGCUGUUGGUGAUAUUGUUGGUCACGUCAACUUGAUUUAUGCUUCGAGAAUGAAUAAGGAGGUGGUGAUUUUUUUUUGGAAGAGGGGCGUUCUGUGAUCCGUUGAUUGUCAGCGGGGUGACUAUUGCGACAGAGCACCUACAGGUGUCACCACUUGCGGUGCCUUCCAACAGGUUGUCAUUUCAGGUGUCCUGCUAUUUAUUUCUAAUGACUUACUGGAGAAGGAGCUCCACCGUUUUGGGAAGUUCACCAGUGGUUUAAAAAUUGUGGGUUCGGGGUGUAACACGAUAAACUAAAGCAUGGUCAGUCUUUUAGGAGGCAGGUGUUAAUGUAUGUGAACUCUGACACACAGACGCUGGAAGUGUCUUUAAGAGGUAAAUGUGAAGGGGGAUCUUAUAUGGUUUACGCAAGCACUGGGAACAUGAAAUGUUUGGAGUGUGGGGAUGUUGGGCAUAAACGGGCUGCUUGUCCACACAAACAUAAGGAGGCAGGUUGAUAUGAAUCUAAACGCGGAAGCAAAGUCGGUGCUCCUUGGACUGCGGAUGAAGGCGAGUCUCCCCCGUCACCUGUCUCUGAUGAGGGGAGCAGAGGUCACAAUGUGCUGCUUGUGAGGGAUGGCACUGAGGAAACUGGAAUCAUGUUCUACAAGAGUCCUCAAACUGUGGCCAUCUUGACCCAGAAAUGGAGCAGACAGCUGAUCCUAACUUUGUCACUGCUGAGGCAGCAGAGCUGCCCGCAGGUGAGGGUGCGGCGGCUCAGGGUGAAGCCGGAGCUGCUCAGGGUGAAGAUGUGGAAUAUGACAGCGGCUCGGCCAGCGUUUCCAUCGCUGAGUUACAAACAUCCAGUGGUGACUUGUACACUCUGGAAGAAAUCAAUGCUUUCCUUGAUUAAACUUUUGGAAAACCUGUUAAAAUUCUUGAUUAUUUUCACGAUGCGGAAAAGGUUUUGGGAUGCUUGAUGAGAAGAAACUGUUCCGUUUGAAGAAGCACAUGACAAGACUGUUAUUAGCAAAUAAAGGAAGAUUUUUUUAAGACAGUUAUGGUGCACUGGGUCUUUCCUCUCCUUUUCACCUCUAUGCAUACAGUAAUAGCAGGGUGGGGUCAUCAAUGAUGGGAGGGGUCCACUUAAAAGGAUAGUUACUUUGGAGAUGUUCAUUCAGAAGAAGCUUGAUAUGUUUUUGCAAGAGACACACACGGAUCAUGACAAUGAGGUAGAGUGGG